This is a messenger RNA of Cyclopterus lumpus (lumpfish), 1980 nucleotides long. RefSeq names its product acetylserotonin O-methyltransferase 2 (gene asmt2). The record is from RefSeq and is a predicted model, not a curated record. NCBI's taxonomy places the organism in Eukaryota, Metazoa, Chordata, Actinopteri, Perciformes, Cyclopteridae. The coding region runs from base 192 to 1238 and encodes 348 amino acids. Gene Ontology annotation, molecular function: acetylserotonin O-methyltransferase activity. Gene Ontology annotation, biological process: methylation; melatonin biosynthetic process. The transcript is spliced from 9 exons.
UCUUAUCGGCCAUCCCAGCAGCGAGAAGCCGAAGGAGGACCCUCAUCAAGGGGCAAAGGUCCAUGCCCCGGCGACCAUUUCAGUCCCGUGCUCCUGAACGCACCACCGACAUCUUGGAAAACUCCAAUAAUAAAAUAUCGUUCCUCGGGACCGGAUCCGGUUAGCUGCUUCUCUUCAUACGACACCGCGUCAUGGCAGAGCACCUGUCCCAGAGUGAGCUGGACUACCCGUUCAAACUUCUGGAGUAUUUCAACGGCUUCAGGGUCUCAAAGGUGAUAUUCUCGGCCUGUGAGCUGGGGGUGUUCGACCUCCUGCUGGGGGCCCCGGGGCCCCUCAGCGCACGCCAUGUGGCCCACGAGCUCCGCACCAGUGUGGACGGCAUGGAGCGGCUGCUGGACGCACUGGUGGGCAUGGAGGUGCUGGAGGUGGAGCCUGCAGAGGGGACAGCCCUGUACAGCAGCAGUGACGUGGCCAACCUCUACCUGGCCAGAGGCAGCAGCAAGUCUCUGCACCACAUGAUGACGUACCAGAACCAGACCGUGUACCCGCUUUGGACCCACUUAGGGGACGCCGUCAGGGAAGGAAGGAACCAGAAUGAAAAGACCUUUGGCCUUCAGCCAGAGGAUCCCUUCCAGGCCGUCUACAGGUCGGAUGAUGAGAUGCUGAAGUUCAUGGGUCUGAUGGACUCCUCGUGGAUCCUCGAUGGACACGACAUCGCGACGGCCUUCGACCUCUCCUGCUUCCAGAAGAUAGUGGACCUCGGAGGGUGCACCGGGGCUCUGGCCCGUGAGAUGGCGAAGGCGUACCCGUCCUCCAGCGUCUCCGUGCUCGACCUCCCGACGGUCGUCGACGCGGCAAAGAAAUAUUUCUCCCGGGAGAACGACGAUGUCGUGUUCCACAGCGGAGAUUUCUUCCUCGGGGACGUUCCUCCAGCCGACCUGUACGUUCUGGCCCGGAUCGUCCACGACUGGCCCGAAGAGAAGUGCCUCUCGCUGCUGAGGAAGCUCCACGACACCUGUAGACCAGGCGGCGGCGUCCUGCUGGUGGAGGCCAUGCUGCUGGAGACCCGGCGGGGCCCCCUCAUGGCUCAGAUCUUCUCCCUGAACAUGCUGGUGCAGAUGGAGGGUCGCGAGCGCCCGCCGUCGGGCUACACCCGCCUCCUCAACGACGCCGGCUUCCACGACGUUCAGGUGUGCCGGACCGGCAAGUCCUACGACGCCAUCCUGGCCGUGAGAUGAGCGUCGACCCCGUCCGACGCUUCAAGGCCUUGGAAGGGUUUGAACCCAGUAAAGCUCCGUUUCCAGUCCCGUGCACAUGGAUUCCCAGUGUGUGUCAGACCCCAGUGAUGCGUUCAGAUGUCUCUAAAGAACCGGAGUGAAAUGCUCAUUAGUUUUCCCGCUGACGGUCAGAUUAAAAUAUUAAUUCCACUCUUACGUCUGCCCGCUCAAAUUCGUUAGCUUAGCUUAGCAUAACGACUGGAGACAGGUAGAAACAGCUAGCCACCAGCACAUGUAAUGACCUCUAAUUAACAUGUGAUGUAUCUUUGUUUUAUACUAAAACUGAAGAGUAAAUGAAGUUAAAUGAUCAAUUAUAGAAAUGCAUGAAUAUGGCGGUGCGGAUGGUUUUUAUUAUUAUUUUUCUAAUCUUUUUUAAAAGUAAAAACGCCACCGUUGCCAGAGAGCAUCUCUACAUACUUUGUGUUUAAUUAUCCAUAAAUGGUAGAAGCAUCCAUAAAAUUACAUUUUAAAAGAAUAUAUUGUCUAUUUCAUCCAUUGAAAAGCAUAAAUCAUAUUUCUUUGAUUUCAAAUCAAAAUACCUGCUGUGGUUGAAUAUUAAUGUGUGUUCUUCAUCUGGAGCCAGAGAAGCUUUACUGUGUUGUGAUGUUAUCCAUAUUCAUCCUCAUUUCAGCUCUGAUAUUGAACCAGACGAGCUGCGAAUGCUAAAUAUCAAGACGUUUGAUGGAAACCUAUAAAAACGUUC